Messenger RNA from Hemicordylus capensis (graceful crag lizard), 2618 nucleotides. RefSeq names its product cAMP responsive element binding protein like 2 (gene CREBL2). The record is from RefSeq and is a predicted model, not a curated record. Gene Ontology annotation, biological process: regulation of DNA-templated transcription. The coding region runs from base 122 to 481 and encodes 119 amino acids. The transcript has 4 exons. Gene Ontology annotation, molecular function: DNA-binding transcription factor activity. NCBI's taxonomy places the organism in Eukaryota, Metazoa, Chordata, Lepidosauria, Squamata, Cordylidae. Gene Ontology annotation, cellular component: nucleus.
GGAUUGUAAAGUGAAAAACUACAAUUCCCAGAAUGCACCGAGCUAAACGGCUCUGCUGCUUUUGGGGUGUGCGUAGCAGAGUGGAAGAAGUACAGAACAAGGAAGCAGCAAGCAGCAUGUAAUGGAGGAGGUGGCUGGAGGCAAAGUGAAGAAACCAGGAAAACGGGGUCGUAAACCAGCCAAAAUAGAUUUGAAAGCCAAACUUGAGCGGAGCCGGCAGAGUGCAAGAGAAUGCAGGGCAAGGAAGAAGUUGAGGUACCAGUACCUAGAAGAGCUGGUUUCGAGCAGAGAGAGAGCAAUCUGUGCUCUUAGAGAAGAGCUGGAAAUGUACAAGCAGUGGUGCAUGGCAAUGGACCAAGGAAAAAUCCCAUCUGAAAUCAAAGCCCUCCUUAGUGGGGAAGAACAAAGCAAACCCCAGCAAAACAUGUCCAAACAUAACAAGGCUGUGAAGGCCGAUGCAAACAGUCACAAUCCCUGGUGAAGAUAAAUCCACUGAGAUGGAAGUCCUUUCCCCUCUUUUCUUAAAAAAAAAAAAUUGAAAUAAUAAAAAAAAAGCAGUGAUAACGCAGGUUUUGGAUAACCUGACACUCCAUCAUGACAUGUCUGUCAGUGAUUAUGCUGCAAACUGCAAAAAUUUGAUAGCAACCCAGUGGUAGUGAAUAUGCAGCUUUUAAGCUGGCUUGUUAUAUAUUGCAACCUACAUCAUGCAUGUAAAAAUUCUUGCUGUAAGGGAGGAGGAACUAGCCAGACAUGUAACAAUUGCUUUUUGGGCUUGUGAUUGUGAUGUGUAUUUAUCUUUUCUGUUCAUUUUUCAUAGUAGUGGUUAUUUAAAAAAAAAAGUCCAGUAAAAUCUCAUUUAUUGUUCUUUGGACAGUGAAGUCAUCUGUUCUGCAUGCCUUUUGUAGCAUAUGUCAGGAUGCUCACCUGUGUGUCCCAUCGUAGGCUAUGAAUAUGUGGCUACUCCCUUCUUUUCUAUUCUUUCAGAACUGUUGUGGCCUAGUGGCUUAGAACAUGACCUGUCAACCAGGAAGUCCCCGUCCCCCCUUCUGUCGUGAGCCCACUAGGUGGCCUGAGGCAAGCCACUCUGCCCUCAACCACCAGAUGAUAGUAGCAUUAAGGAGUUGGGAGGGACUUUGGAGGUCUUCUAGUCUAGCCCCCGGCUCAGAACAGGAAGCUGCUACGGCAUCUCAGACAGCUGGCUGUCCAGCCUCAGUUUGAAAAACGCCAGCAAAGCAGUGCCUAUGAUGGCAUGAGGCAGACUGUUCCACUGUCAAAUGGCUCUUACAGUUAGGAAAUUCUUCCUAAUGUCCAGCCUAAAUCCGCUUCUUUGAAAUUUCAAUCCAUUGGUUCUAGUCUGGCCCUCAGGAGCAACAGAAAAGAAGUCCAUUCCUCCCCUGUGGGGCAGUUAUUUGGAAACUGCUAUCAGAUCUCCAUAGAAACAUAGGAAGCUGCCAUAUACUGAGUCAGAUCAUUGGUCCAUCUAGCUCAGUUUUGUCUACACAGACUAGCAGCAGCUUCUCCAACGUUGCAUGCAGGAAUCUCUCUCAGCCCUGUCUUGGAGAAGCCAGGGAGGGAACAUGAAACCUUCUGCUCUUCCCAGAGCGGCUCUAUCCCCUAAGGAGAAUAUCUUACAGUGCUCACACUUCUAGUCUCCCAUUCAUAUGCAACCAGGGCAGACCCUGCUUAGCUAAGGGGACAAGUCAUGCUUGCUACCACAAGACCAGCUCUCCUUUGGCCUAUUUUUACAGAAUUGUUGUCCGGGAUGCCUAAGAUAAUAUGCGCAAAGUGCUUUGAAUACUCAAAAAGCUUUGUCUACAGCCUUACAAAUAAAUCCAUGGAAGUUACUCACAGCUUGGAAGGGGCAGGGUAAAGUACCUCCUCUUCUUUCAAUUUCCAAAAACUCUAGUUGUCUACAAGCACUUCUUUCUUGCAUCAGGCAAGUGACUGUCUUCAACCAUCCUCUACCAUAAAAGCCUUGGGCGUGCGGCCGUGCCGCCCGUGUCUUUUUCGCCCAUUCUGGGCAUGCGCAGAGCGCAUGCCCAGAUCGGGCGAAAAAGAUACGGCCGCCCAGAGACGGGCGGCCAUGUUGGACCAGGCGGUGGCCACGGUGGAGCAACCGGCUCCGAUGGCGGCCGCUGGCGUUACGGCGAGAGGGCCGGGAGGAGCAGAAGUGGCGGGCCGCGGAGCCGCGGCCUUGGCCAAAGGCAGCGGUGGCCGCAGCGGGGCGACUGGCCCCGAUGGCGGCGGCCGCGACACCGGUGAGAGUCCGGGUGAGGCGGUGGCGGGGCGACUAGCCCCGAUGGCAGCUGCGGCCUCAGCAAGAGGUGGCGGUAGCUGCGGCGGCCGAACAGGAAAGGACUGGGCCCGCUUGCGGCCGCACUCGGGGGCGGGGCCAUAAAUAAAUCUCUUUUCCCCUUAAGGCUAGCGCCCGUUAUUACAACGGGCUAAAAAUUACUAGUAGCUAUAUAAAGCUUUAAUGUGGUUUUUGUGUCCCUAAAUCCAUUUUUAUGCUUAGAUUCGCAGUCUUAGAGGUGUGUGUAUGUGUGUGUAUAAAGGUUUGCAUUUGCUUGUUUGUAGAGAACAUUAGUCAGAGGCUCAAAAUAUAAUCUGACAUCCCC